UCAGCCUAUUAAACCACCGAAAAUAGUUUGAUUGAAAUCAGGUAUAAAAGCAAAAUCACCCUGACCGCUAGGUCCGCAGUUUUUCCAGUUCCGUUCACCAACGCUGAUAUUCCGUGUCCAGAUUUCGAUAGUUUUGGCGACAGUUAUAAUUUGCUACUGUUUUUGAAUUAAUUAUCGUGCCGUUAAUCUGCAUUGAACCAGAUAGUUCAGAUUGUGAAAGAAUAGGAUCAUGUGAUAACGAUAAAAAAUGCACCAAUAGGGAAUACAACAGAAAAUAGUCAGUGAUUAAGUUUGAGUCGUGAUCUGAUUCUAGUGCCAUCGAAACUAGCACAAUGGUCCACAAUCGGUUUACCGUUCAGACUACCAUACCAAUCAACGGUCAUGGACAAGACAGUACAAUUCAACCCACAUUCCGGCAGCUGGACGAUUCGGUUCGGGUGACCGUAACCGAUCUUAAUAACCGCAACAAUGGCGAUGGCAUCAAUACGCCACCGCAAACGCCUGAAAAUCGACGAAUCAGUAUAUUGGGUAUAACGAGGGAUCCUCUACCACGAUUGGAUCACUACCGAUUAUCGACCCGGAAAAACCAACGCCCAUCGAUAGGUGCAUUGCGAGGAGAUAGCGAUGCGGAAGACAAAAAGCAGCAGGACUACGAAGAUGAUCAAGCAAAACCUGCCGGUCCUGGUCAUGCGAUUCGACUAGGAUGGAUCCAAGGUGUGGUUACACCAUGUUUGCUGAACAUAUGGGGAGUGAUGCUAUUUCUCCGGCUCAGCUGGAUCGUGGCUGAAGCCGGCCUAAUCCAAACUCUGCUGAUCAUAGGACUGUCGUAUGUGGUGUGCGUGAUAACCACACUCUCGUUGUCGGCGCUGUGCACCAAUGGGCAGGUGAAAAGCGGUGGCCUCUACUACAUAAUUUCCCGAUCACUGGGACCGGAGUUUGGAGCAUCCGUGGGUCUAGUAUUUGCCUUCGCAAAUUCCGUUAAUGCGUCAAUGAACACGAUCGGAUUCUGUGAUUCGUUGAAUACUUUAUUAGGUAGCUAUGGUAUAAAAAUAAUUGAUGGAUCCAUCAAUGACACUCGUAUAAUUGGAACUGUUGCGCUGCUGAUAAUGGUCAUGAUUUGUGCGAUUGGAAUGGAUUGGGAAGUUAAAGCUCAAAAUUUUCUACUGGUUUCGAUUUUGGUAGCAAUUGCAAGUUUUAUUGCUGGUGCCAUCCGUGGUCCAACUGAUCCAGUUGAAACAGCACAAGGAUUUCUUGGUAUUUCAGCGGCAGUUUUUUCAUCGAACCUUCAGCCCGGUUACCGAUUGAGCGAAGGAGUUUAUCACAAUUUUUUCAGUGUGUUUGCAAUUUUCUUCCCAAGUGUAACCGGCAUUCAAAGCGGGGCUAACAUCUGUGGCGAUCUGAAAGAUCCAGCGUCCGCUAUUCCCAAGGGAACACUGCUCGCGUGUUUGAUAUCCGCAAUUUCGUAUAUAACAUUCUCAUUGUUUGCGGCGGCCGGAGCAGUACGAGAUGCUUCCGGUAACUUAACGGAUCUUAUAGGCGUUAAUUUUACAUCGUGCAGCACUGAAUUGAAUAACUGUCAAUAUGGUCUAAACAAUGACUACGGGAUUAUGCAACUUAUGUCAGUUUCGGUUGCAUUAACCUACCUGGGAUGCUGGGCAGCAACAUUGAGUACAGCAUUGACCAAUAUACUCUCUGUUCCUCGACUUAUUCAGACACUCGGUGUAGAUCGUAUCUACCCAGGUCUCGUAUUUUUCUCCAAAGGAUACGGCAAACAUGGAGAACCAUACCGAGGCUAUGUUUUGGUGUUUCUAAUAUCAUUUACUUUCCUGAUGAUUGCUAAUUUGAACACAAUUGCUCCAUUGAUCUCGAUUUUCUUCCUGGCAUCGUACGCUCUCGUGAACUUUUGCACAUUCCAUGCAGCAACUAUUAAACCUCUCGGCUGGCGACCAACCUUCAAAUAUUUCCAUCCUUGGCUAAGCAUGAUGGGUUCUAUUUUAUGCAUUACCAUAAUGUUCCUAAUCGACAUAGUAUCGACGUUCAUCGCCGUGGUAAUUAUCUUCAUUCUAUAUCUGACUGUCAUCUACCGUAAGCCGAACGUGAACUGGGGAUCGUCCAUGCAAGCUGCUACCUACAAAUCGGCACUCAGUUCUGCGUUCAAUCUCGAACAAAUAGGCGAACAUGUCAAAAACUACAAUCCCCAGCUACUGGUUAUGACAGGAAAUCCAUUGCACCGACCUGGCCUGCUGAAUUUUGCAUAUCUUAUCACCAAAAAUAAUUCGCUUGUGAUCGCUGGAAAUGUUGUAGAAGACAAACUAUCCUACAAACGGCGAAAAGGUAUACUGCUAGAAGGAAAAGGCUUACUGAAGGCCUUGAAAAUAAAGGCUUUCUAUCAGAUACUGGAUGGAUUACCGUUCGACGAAGGAACUCGAGCACUGAUACAAUCAGCCGGAUUCGGAAAUCUUUCACCGAACAUUUUACUAAUUGGAUACAAAACCAACUGGCUCACAUGUAGUCCGGAUGAGCUGAAACGUUAUUAUAACGUUCUGCACAAUACCUUUGAUAAUCGACUGGCUCUUGCAAUUCUUCGACUUCCCGAUGGAAUCGAUCGUUCUAAUCAUAUGCCUAUGAGUUCAGUACAGGAUUUGUCAAUGUCGACACUAAGCAUCGCAUCUUUGGGUGCAGUAGACAGCUCUCCACUAGGCGAAAGAGACAAUCUUGGGUUCAUGCCAAUAAAUUCAAACCUGGAUUUACCAACGAUUGUUCCGUCCAUCAGCACCGGAAGUGUUAGUACAACAAAUGAAGUCAUUCUUGACCCCAGCAAAAUUACGGACAACAAAGAACUGAAUAUGUUCCGAGAGAAACAACUUCCGGGGGACAUUGAUGUAUGGUGGUUGUACGACGACGGAGGACUGACCAUUCUGUUACCUCAUAUUAUCGCAAGUAGACCCAAGUGGGCUGCCUGUCGAAUACGGGUGUUCGCUCAUGCGAGUAAACGGGAGGAUUUCGCGGAAGAACUCAAAAACAUGUCGAAUCUGCUGGUAAAACUUCGAAUCAAGCAUUUCUCCAUCACCGUUGUCACUAUUACGGAUAAACCCAAGGAGUCAACAAUCAAUGCACAUCGUGCACUGUUGGGUACCUUGUUCGAGGAUCAAGAGAACAAUCUCACGAUUAGUGAUGAAGAAUUGAAACAGCUUACGGAGAAAACUUACCGACAAUUGCGGUUACGAGAAUUGCUGCUGGAACACUCGAAGAAUUCAUCGAUGAUUGUUAUGUCCAUGCCAGUUCCUCGAAAGGACAUCGUUUCUGCUCCACUCUACAUGUCUUGGCUAGAAAUGCUCACCAAAAAUAUGCCUCCAUUCCUGUUGGUACGCGGUAACCAAACGUCCGUUUUAACACUUUAUUCUUAGAUUUAUGUCGC
Malaya genurostris is the source of this 3418-nucleotide messenger RNA. Its product is annotated as bumetanide-sensitive sodium-(potassium)-chloride cotransporter-like. The record is from RefSeq and is a predicted model, not a curated record. Gene Ontology annotation, molecular function: sodium:potassium:chloride symporter activity. Gene Ontology annotation, cellular component: membrane. Gene Ontology annotation, biological process: cell volume homeostasis; potassium ion homeostasis; chloride transmembrane transport. NCBI's taxonomy places the organism in Eukaryota, Metazoa, Arthropoda, Insecta, Diptera, Culicidae. Bases 333 to 3407 code for a protein of 1024 amino acids. The transcript is spliced from 9 exons.